AUGCACAACCGAAUUGAAUCUCAACAUUAUCUUUAUACGCCGAGAAUUUAUGUUCAUAAACGAUCAUUACAUUGGUUUAUUAUGUUUAUUUCGUAUUUAUUUAUUUUUCUUCUUGUUCUCGAAUCCGUAGCAUUACUUGUAUUGGGUGCAUGGCAUCUAACCACUCCACGACUUGAAAAUGUGCUUAGUUUUUCAAGAUCAUUAGGUAUUCUUGCUAGUAUUAUUAGAAUUAUUGCUUUAAUUACAUCACGAAUAUUAUUAUUGAAAAUAUAUGCAUCAUGUUUAUGGUUAUUCAUGAUUAUUGGUAUAGCUAUAGGAAUUAUUUUUACAUCUCAAGUCAAUGAUUUUUUAGCCAAUGAUCAAAAGAACAAUCCAAAUUUAGUAGAUAGUAAUUAUUAUCAAGAAAAUUUUCUAUUAGGUAUGAAUGGCGGAUUAACUUUACUCAUGAGUGUAACAAUACUUGUUGGUAUUAUUAUCCUUCAUUGUUUAAUUAGCGAUACAAGUAGUCGUUCGCAUAUUCGAUCAAAAUGA
Rotaria socialis is the source of this 531-nucleotide messenger RNA. Lineage: Eukaryota; Metazoa; Rotifera; Eurotatoria; Philodinida; Philodinidae. The record is from the annotation of a GenBank genome assembly.